Messenger RNA from Drosophila serrata, 377 nucleotides. RefSeq lists its product as uncharacterized. The record is from RefSeq and is a predicted model, not a curated record. Lineage: Eukaryota; Metazoa; Arthropoda; Insecta; Diptera; Drosophilidae.
CAACCAUUCGCCACCCAACUGUCAAUUAUUAUUGUCAAAAAGAAAAGCAGUGAUUGGAGAAAAUGAACUUAGAAAAGAAUAGCAAUUCACCAACAACUCCGACUUCGUCUCGCAGUGCCCUUAUGCGCCGGCGCAAACGUUCUACACCACAUCUCGUCACAUUGCUGAGGAAUCCGGGCAUUGCAAAGGAGCUACGGGAGCUGCAAUACGACGAAGAAAAUGAGAAAAACUCCUCUGCGGUAGAAGCAGAAACUUCGGCGCAAUCGACGUCACAGAUCAGCGACGACAGUGGCAUCGAUGUCAGUCAGGAGGACGACGCAACAAAGAAGCCUACACACAGCUACACCCUCCGCAAGAGAUACAAGGAUCCUCUCUAG